GCGAGCGAUGGCGUUACUCAGGUUCCAGCUUCCCCUAACUUGGCUCACCCUCGCUUACAUUACGUGCACACUUGUGUCGAAAGCCCAGCCAGUAGAUGAAUCGGGAGACAGAAGAAAAUGUGAAAGAGCCUUUCCCUCGUCAACGCCGACCUUCACCUUCAAGUGCACGUAUAAAUGCAAAGGUUGGAACUUCCGCUUUGAAAAUGAACCUGAUGGUAUUCCUUGUGGGGUCUUUGCAAUCAUUCGAAGAACAGGUGUUUGCAGAGGUGGAAAAUGUGUAAGCGUUGACGAUUUCAGAAAAGCAUCACAUGGCGCUGUUCAAUUAUAUUCGACAACAGUGAGCACGGAACAGACGUUUCCUACGGUCGCACGUGUAGCGUCUGCUAGUAAUAUUACAUCUGACGUACCUUCUACCGUAGAUAUGGUUAAUACAGCUCGUAUUACAAAAACGGUUGAGGAACUAGUAACCAAACUGGCAGCCGUAAAUUCAGCAUUACUUGGAGCCGAGCAACGCACCACUUCAAUAUCCCACACUGAGGAGUGGAGAACGACAAUAAACGAAGGAUUAACCAACGACGAUAUCAAUAGAUCGCCGAAUGACGCAAAUGCAGAAUCUUCAACGCUAGCUUCUGCAGAACACUGGGCUCCGACAGCUUCACCUUCAACACCUCGAGUUAAUGCCACAUCUGAAGUACUUUCUACCGAAGAUACGGUUACUACAGCUCGUGUUACAAAAAAGGUUGAGGAACUCGUAACCAAACUGGCAACCGUAAAUUCAGCAUUACUUGGAGCCGAGCUGCGCACCAGUUCAAUACCCCACACUGAGGAGCCGACAACGACAAUAAACAAAGGAUUAACCAACGACGAUGUCAAUAGAUCGCCGAAAGACACAAGUGAAGAAUCUUCAACGCUAGCUUCUGCAGAACACUGGGCUCCGACAGCUUCACCUUCAACACCUCGAGUUAAUGCCACAUCUGAAGUACUUUCUACCGAAGAUACGGUUACUACAGCUCGUGUUACAAAAAAUGUUGAGGAACUCGUAACCAAACUGGCAACCGUAAAUUCAGCAUUACUUGGAGCCGAGCAACGCACCACUUCAAUAUCCCACACUGAGGAGCCGACAACGACAAUAAACCAAGGAUUAACCAAUGACGAUGUCAAUAGAUCGCCGAAUGACACAAGUGAAGAAUCUUCAACGCUAGCUUCUGCAGAUCACUGGGCUGCGACAGCUUCACCAUCGACACCUCGAGUGAAUGCCACAUCUGAAGUACUUUCUACCGAAGACACGGUUACUACAGCCAAGCUUACAACGGGAAACGAAGAAGUGGUGACUGAACUGUCAACCACAAGUGCAUCUAUACUCGAUAAUGAGUACCAAACCACUCAAGUACCCAGCAACGAGAAGACAACGACUGGAAAGAUAGGAUUACUUAGCGACUACGCAGCCCCCACUCAAGGACGCAUUGAUGGUGAGCUCACGAGCGCCGCCACACAGCCGGGCACCUUAACCCAAGACCCCACCGAAGAAAGUCCAACGAAACCGGAGACGAUUUUGCCUUCCUCGAUUACUAUCAGUGGAUCACACAUCCCUAUCCUUUAUGGCGGCAUACAAAGUACGAUUUUCCUUUGUUCACUGGUGUGCUACGCACGGAGGAACUUGUUAUGAAAUUCAUUGCGCAACUUCUCAAUAAAUGGUGAUAAAAGUUCGAAUUUCCUCAAA
Messenger RNA from Dermacentor andersoni, 1720 nucleotides. RefSeq lists its product as uncharacterized. Lineage: Eukaryota; Metazoa; Arthropoda; Arachnida; Ixodida; Ixodidae. The record is from RefSeq and is a predicted model, not a curated record.